This is a messenger RNA of Dioscorea cayenensis subsp. rotundata (Guinea yam), 1561 nucleotides long. Its product is annotated as 3-ketoacyl-CoA synthase 12-like. Gene Ontology annotation, biological process: fatty acid biosynthetic process. The transcript has a single exon. Gene Ontology annotation, molecular function: acyltransferase activity, transferring groups other than amino-acyl groups. The record is from RefSeq and is a predicted model, not a curated record. Bases 77 to 1414 code for a protein of 445 amino acids. Gene Ontology annotation, cellular component: membrane. NCBI's taxonomy places the organism in Eukaryota, Viridiplantae, Streptophyta, Magnoliopsida, Dioscoreales, Dioscoreaceae.
AAUAUUCAGUUUUCAUGCAUGCACUGAAAUACUAAGAAUCUCUGGCCUUCACAUUCUUUCUUAUCCUUCUCAAGAUAUGGACAUCAUAUUCAUGUUGUCUGCCAUCCUUGUUUUCUACUCUUUGUUCCACUUUUUCAACUUAUUGUAUCAUCACCGAAGAAACCAAACAUGCUACCUCUUAGACUAUGUCUGUUUCAAACCUUCCGAUGAUCGGAAGCUCUCUACCGAGCUUUGCGGAGAUAUUGUUCACCGGAACAAGAACUUGGGCCUCAAAGAGCACAAGUUCCUACUUAAAGUUAUUGUUAACUCCGGAAUUGGCGAAGACACUUACGGUCCAAGAAACAUAAUUGCCGGAAGGGAAGAGAUGCCGACACUCGAAGAUGGAGUUGAAGAAAUGGAUGAAUGUUUCUUUGCCACACUUGAUGAGCUAUUUGGCAAGUCAGGCUUCUCGGCUAAAGAUAUCGAUGUGCUCGUCGUCAAUGUCUCCAUGUUCUCACCUGCUCCUUGUCUUGCUGCAAGAAUUGUGAAUCAUUACAAGAUGAGGGAGGAUAUCAAGACCUAUAAUUUAUCAGGAAUGGGUUGCAGUGCUAGUGUAAUAUCAAUUGAUUUAGUUCAAAACAUCUUCAAAACUAAAAAGAAGACAAUGGCAUUGGUGCUAACAUCAGAGUCUAUUGGACCGAAUUGGUAUUCCGGUAACGAUAAAUCGAUGAUGCUCGGCAACUGCCUAUUCAGAUCAGGUGGCUGCUCAAUUCUCUUGUCCAAUGAUCAAGCUUUGAAGGAUAGAGCAAAGAUGAGUUUGAAAUGCUUGGUUAGAACACACAUUGGUGCAAAUGAUGAAGCUCACCAUUGUGCAUUGCAGAAGGAGGAUGACAAUGGUUACUUAGGGUUUCACCUCAGUAAAGAUUUGCCGAAAGCUGCUGCUCUUGCUUUUGCUGCUAACCUGCAAAGAUUGGCUCCAAGAAUCUUGCCGAUGAAACAGUUAGCAAUUUACAUUGCUAGAAAAAUUCACCAAAGCUCUAAACAUGCUAACCCUAACCCUAAUUUCAAGUCAGUUGUUGAUCACUUUUGCCUUCACACAGGAGGUUCGGCGGUGAUCGAAGGGGUUGGAAGAAGCCUGGGGCUAACAAAGUAUGACUUAGAGCCUGCCAGGAUGACACUUCAUCGGUUCGGCAACACAUCGGCAAGUAGCUUAUGGUAUGUGUUAGGAUACAUGGAAGCAAAGAAGAGGUUAAUGAAGAAUGAUAGGGUUUUGAUGAUCAGCUUUGGAGCUGGAUUCAAAUGCAACAGUUGCUUGUGCGAGGUGAUGAGGGAUUUGGAUAGUGGUAAUGUGUGGGAGGACUGCAUUGAAGACUACCCACCAGAAACCCUAGUGAAUCCAUUCAUGGACAAGUAUAGGUGGAUCAAUGAAGCCUAGACUUUUAGUGGAGUACGUACUCCAAUUUGCAUGCAGAUUUCACCUUCCUUCUGUAGUAUUGUGCUUAGUUGUUUGUGCGCUUGCAUGUGUUUGUUUUUAAUUCUUGUUUUAAUUAAUUAAGUUGUAACUUCAUUUGGUUGUAUUUCU